This is a messenger RNA of Anopheles coluzzii, 3114 nucleotides long. RefSeq lists its product as uncharacterized. NCBI's taxonomy places the organism in Eukaryota, Metazoa, Arthropoda, Insecta, Diptera, Culicidae. The coding region runs from base 2343 to 2951 and encodes 202 amino acids. The record is from RefSeq and is a predicted model, not a curated record. The transcript is spliced from 2 exons.
AUACCCGACUAACAUUGGAUGUUCUAUUCUUCAAGCCAGCUCACUAGGUAUGCCUGACUCUUGCACAACAGUCCUUCCGUGACAUACGCUAAUCAGAACACUCCAGUGCAGAGAUUAUGCUUCCCCCAGUAGCUUCAAAUCAGUCGUCAAAUUGUCUGGAAAAAGGCAAGCAAAGCCUGGUAGUAAACAUUUUUACGAGACCGAAGACGGUACGGCCUGUUCUUGUCUUGGCUGCACAACUAAGAUGUAGUUAGAUUUUUGGAGCACGACAAAGAACAGGAGAAAAAAACCAUCAACCGACACACAUGCUCGAUGUGGGUUGGGAAGCGUGCAUCAAAUCAAACCAUCGUCGUCUUAGAAUCUCCGCCACGGAAGCCCGAACAGUGGAGGAAAACGCGGGGGGAAAUCUUUUCGCAACCUGAUGACGAUGACUGCGAGACAUAAACAUCGUCCGUCAGAAUUAGUAGCGACGUUUGAUAUCGCAAAAAUGAUAUCGAAAGGAGAACAGGGGGCAAGAGAAACCUGGCAGAGCAGGAUGGACCCGGAGUUCUUUGCCUGCCUGCCACAAUCCAACGUCCUCGUUUGUUGCUUUUUUGAGGUUACUCUUGAACUUCAACUUCUAUCUAGCGUUCCUGCUUCCUUCCUCUCCACUCUCCGACUCUGAAGCUGUCAUGUCAUUUACUGGGCAGAGAAGGCAGCAGCAUUAAAGCAUGGAGCACGGUGGAGCAGUCGAGGAGCACGGUGUCAGUGAUGUAUAAAUUAUAAUUAUGCAUAAAAACCGCACGCGAUGAGCAUAUGAUGGGCAUGGGGGCGAGGGAUACACGCCGGAGGAAGCGCUUCGCAGGUCAAACGGGUGAAAGCAACAGAAGCAGAAGCAUUAAACAGCAUAACACAGGACCAGUCGUACCAGCCAGUACCACGCUGGAUGCUGCCAAAAAGGGCUGCAAUCGAGGAUGGGGGGAUGGAUGGGGCGACAAAAAUCAGCCUGAUGAGCGACAUCCAGCCAAGUGAGAGCGAGAGAGAAAGAGAGGCCGAGCAUGGGCUUAGAGAUAGCGAGCGAGGAAAGGAUUGUGUGUGUAUGCGUCUGGCGCGCUCUGAACGUCGCUGAAAAACGAGAUAUUGUUGUCUGGGUUCUUAGCCCCGGCAGCAUCCACCGGCAUCAUCGCAACCCAUCAUCACCGUCAUCGUCAUCGUCGUCGGCGGUUGUGGCUGCGGCGGCGGCACAGCGUUGCGGAAGCGUUGUGCCUUACGCCAGUGUGUCUGUGUGUAUGCCCUUGCCUUGUCAGAACGCUGCACGCAAUUAGAAUCAGAUUUUUGUCAGCACGAUUAAAGCGCAGCACGGCAAAACGGAUCUUCAAGUAAGAACUUGGGCCUCAAAAAAAAAGCAAAAGAAGCGUCAAGCAGGAAACGAGUCGUGGACGUGGGAGUUGCACACUUUUGUUCGAAGACAGUCGGGGUUUUUUGGGAUCAAUUGGGAUCAAUUUCCAUACUUCAUGCACAUCCAGCUCCCCUGGCGGCCACGGCAACGGUACGCAACAAUUGAUUUCCGGACGACUUCCCGUUUUCCGGCUGCAUCGUUCGCCAGCAUCCUCCGUUCGAUGCUGUUUUUAUUUAUAUUUGGCAAAGUCACAAACGGGGAGGGGGAGUCUUUUUUGUUGUUGUUGUUGUUGUUGGUUUGUUUCGCACUUCCCGUUCAACUCGAUCAGCAGCGUGAAUGCAUCACGCAAUGCAUCCUUAUGGAAGAUCUUUUUGCAGCUCGUUCCGUAUGUGUCCCCGCGCGUUGGACCUACAUUGUAGAAUGAUUUAUCGCCCGAUUGUAUGCAACCUCACGGUGGAGAGGGGGAUGGGAGGAGGACGUCCACCAGCGAUCGAUCAGAAAGGUCGGGAAGCGGUGGUGGAGGGGGAACAAAAAUGCAUCGAAAAGAAGUUGGCACGCGCAACCCACACGCGCACUCGAUUAAUUUGUACAACACACACACGCAGUGACACACACACACAACAGGAACGAUUGUGUUCCGCACAGUGGGAGAGAGGCACCGAGGGGGUUCCUUUCAUUGCACAUUUUGGAAGGAAUCAUGGGGGGGUUUGUGAGGAGAGUUGAACUCUAAUUUCAAUAGCGAACGUUCGAAAGUGAACAACGACCGAGGGAUGGUGGGUUUCGAGCGAUGAUUUGCGACGCAUGCUGCUCAUUAUUCAUGUUUUGGGGAGGUAAGGGGGUGAAUCAAAUGCAAAUUCGGCGAGGCCCUGUGAAGCACAGGCUGAUCCGCCAGUAAUCAAACCAUCAAAGUAGCCUUUGAAAAGCGUUUUCGUUAGUUGGGGAAACGGUCCUUUCGAUACAGAACAUGAAAAAGUUGGUGUGCGUGUUGUUGUUUUUAAAAACAUUACAAUCCACCUCGGUGUACGGCGAUAAGCAUGGCUGUCAAGUGCUGCUGGAGGGGCCAAACUGUCCAAUUGAGGAGAACAACAGUAACAGCUCACUCGCGGCAGCUUGUGAUGGAUGGCUGUGGGACCGACGCUGGAUUGCGGUGGAAAAGAGCUGUUUGCCAAGUGAAUGGCUGCGACACAACUGUACCCAAGAUGUGAAGGUAACGCUGACGAAUCUGGAGCUCGUGUAUGUGCAGCUAAAGGUCGAUAGAUUGAUUUACCAUCCAUCCCCAAACGACACUGUCUUGCUGCUGCUGCUAAGCCGUCCAUUCGGUGGACCGUUCGAGAGUGAGUUGGAAGUCAAUCCCGCUUUGAGCCUGCACCGGAACUGGAUUGAUGAAACGAUUCGCCACGAAGAUGCGAAGGACGUUGCGCGUCGACAGCUGGAACGGGCGGUGGAUACCGGCGGCGGCGGCGACCUUCCAGCAAUUGCUUUUAUGGACUUUUUGAAACUGCUCCUCGUGGUGAGCUCACUGGCCGGAAUAUCGUUCCUAUUCUGCUGCACAUUUAUGCUCGUUUCGAAGUAGCAGCAGCACCGGCAGCACCGGCAGCAACAGCAACAGAACCCAUCAAGCGUAAUCAAAACUUGUGUUCCAAUCAAACAUUUAUCAUUUCUAUCAUUUCUUCCCUUCCCCUUUGUGCGGUGGAAGAACACGGCACCACGGCUGCAUGGCAUUCGCUGGCAAAAGU